This is a messenger RNA of Dictyostelium discoideum AX4, 708 nucleotides long. It is a transcript of the gene tspB, whose product is annotated as tetraspanin family protein. The record is from RefSeq and is a predicted model, not a curated record. The transcript has 3 exons. The coding region runs from base 1 to 708 and encodes 235 amino acids. Gene Ontology annotation, cellular component: membrane. Lineage: Eukaryota; Evosea; Eumycetozoa; Dictyosteliales; Dictyosteliaceae.
AUGGUUGAUACAACAAAUUUAAUUCCUAAUACUCCAAGAUAUCUUAAAGUUCCAUUAAUUGCAUUUAAUACUAUUCUUUGGGUUCUUGGUUUAGUUUUAGUAAUUAUUGGUAGUAUUGGUGUUAGCUUUUUUUCAAAUUUUAAAGAUUUUACAAAAGUUUCAAAAGCUUCAGCUGCACUUUCAAAUUUAACAACUGGAGCACCAGCAGGUGUAUUGGUUAUUGGUAUUUUCUUUGUUAUAUUAACAGUUAUUGGCUGUUUUGUGGCAGGAAAAGAGAAAUUGGUUGGUUUGGUAAUUUAUACAAUGUUAAUGUUAAUUAUUUUAGUUGCAUUAAUUGGUGUUGGUGGUAAAGCUUUAACAUUACAUAAUGAUGAUGUUGUUAAACAAAUUGGAAAUGCUUGGGAAGAUGUAUCAAAUGGUCCAAAGAAUUCUACAAUUUUGAAAUUAGAAAAUUUCUUAAAAUGUUGCUAUUGGAAUUCAACCAGUUCUAGAAACCCUUUACUUUGUCCAAAGGAUUCAAAAGGUAUUCCAAAAUAUACCGAUACUUGUGAUAGUGUAAUCUCUUCAAAAAUCUCUUCAAAUCUUUAUUUGGUUGGUGCUGCUGCUGUUUCAAUUGGCGUCAUCGAAUUUAUUUGUAUGCUUUUCGCCUUGUUUUUAAUUAUUCGUAUUUGUCGUGCUCCUCGUACAAAAUCAUAUGAUUAUCAAUAA